CCGGAAUAGUCACCGCACGAUGGCCGAAGUGGCGGCGCCGUCCACGUCGGUCGUGUUUAUCUGCACGAGUAACACAUGUCGGUCGCCAAUGGCAGAAGCAUGGGCCAGGCAAUGGAUCACCGAGUGUCAUCCGCGGGCUUCCCAUAUCACGGUCUCAUCUAUGGCACUCUCCGACGCGUACGAACCUCCAGGCAGCGCUGCCUCCCCGCAUGCCGUGUCAGCCAUGCAGCGACGAGGCAUGGACUUGACCCGGCACCGGUCCCGCCUAGUCAAUGAAGCCUUGGUCAAACAAGCAGAUAUCCUUGUGUGUGUGACUGCUAGACAUGAGCGACUCUUGCGUGACCAGUUUCCUCACAUCGACGUUCCCAUCCAUGUGUUCGCGCAGGACGUGCCAGAUCCAUGGCACCGUGACCUGGCCGCCUACGAAGCGUGCGCCGCACAACUACACAAACAACUUCAAGUCCUCUUACCGUCAUUGCAUGUAUAAUUUGAAAACAAAUCCCUUGCCGCCUAUGGUUUUCUCGCAAACGACGGCAGUUGUCCA
This is a messenger RNA of Aphanomyces invadans, 544 nucleotides long. RefSeq lists its product as hypothetical. The record is from RefSeq and is a predicted model, not a curated record. Gene Ontology annotation, molecular function: protein tyrosine phosphatase activity. The coding region runs from base 20 to 487 and encodes 155 amino acids. Lineage: Eukaryota; Oomycota; Saprolegniomycetes; Saprolegniales; Verrucalvaceae. The transcript has a single exon. Gene Ontology annotation, biological process: protein dephosphorylation.